This is a messenger RNA of Bombus pascuorum, 1568 nucleotides long. RefSeq names its product reticulon-4-interacting protein 1, mitochondrial. NCBI's taxonomy places the organism in Eukaryota, Metazoa, Arthropoda, Insecta, Hymenoptera, Apidae. The transcript has 6 exons. The record is from RefSeq and is a predicted model, not a curated record. Gene Ontology annotation, molecular function: oxidoreductase activity. Gene Ontology annotation, cellular component: mitochondrion. The coding region runs from base 319 to 1497 and encodes 392 amino acids.
GUACAUAUCAAAGAAAAAAAGGACAAAUAAAAAAAGACAUACGACAUUAACGUUCAAUUCAUAAUUCGUAUUGGAUACAGCUAUUGGAUACGUAUAGAAUACAGGACAAAUUAAUGUUAGACAAUUUUACUAUGGAAAAGAAAUUCCAUCAAAGUCACUAAAUUAUCCAUUUUUCUAAUAUCAUGUGUUUUGUCAUCAUGUGAAUUUACAUUGUUAAAUUAUAGAAGAAAGUAUUCCUAAUAUUGCUGCUAAUCUUUUGAACGUAACCUAUCUUUAAAUCUUACAUUAUUUAGUGACCAACUGAAAUCAACGUGGAAAAUGUUAAAAAGAAUAACGCUAAAUCUAAAAUCAAAUAUUGGAAGCAUACAAUCUCGGUUUGUUAGUAAUGUAUUAGCCAAAUAUAAAGAAAAUGUUGAGGACAAAAUGCAAGCUUGGCAAAUUCACUCAUACGGUGGUUUAGAAGAAUUAAAACUUUCAAAUGUUAGGAUUCCAGUGAUUGCUAAACCAACAGAUAUUCUUGUCAAAGUUGAAGCCUCUAGUGUAAACUCCAUAGAUAUAGCUAUGACAAGAGGAUAUGGCGCAGUAAUGUUAAAUUUAAUGAGAAAAGCUAGAAAUCUUACCAGUGGACAAUACAGUGAAUUAGAAUUGCCAUUAACUUUAGGUAGAGAUUUUUCUGGCAUAGUAGUGUCAAAAGGACAUGGUGUUGGAGAUAGAUUAAUGUUAGGUGAUGAAGUAUGGGGUGUAGUUCCUGUGGAACAACAAGGUUGUCAUGCUGGUUAUGUAGUUGUUGAUAAUACAUCGGUCAGUCUACGACCUAGAAAUUUAUCAUACAUCGAGGCAGCCAGUAUAUUGUACGCUGGCCUUACAGCAUGGUCUGCAUUAUGGAUUACUGGUGCGUUGUGUUAUAAAACUAGAAUGGCUACAAGAAGAAAUAAUAGAGUCCUAGUAAUAGGUGGUUCAGGAGGAGUAGGAACUAUAGCAGUACAACUUUUAAAGGCUUGGAACAUGCAUGUUAUUACUACAUGCAGCAGUGAUGCUGUAAAUAUGGUACAAAAGCUUGGACCUGAUGUUGUAAUUGAUUAUAAAUUAGACGAUGCUGAUUCAAGAAUUAUUGCAGAGGGACCCUAUAAUAUAAUUUUGGAUUGCGCUAAUCAAGGGCCAGAUCAAAUACGAUUAAGGGGUUACCCCCAUAGUACUUAUAUAACUUUGAAUUCUCCGGUACUAAAAAAUACCGAUCAACAUGGAUUAAUUGUGGGUACAGUAAAGAAUAUAGGAGAGCUGGUAAAAUAUAAUAUUCCAAUUGAAAAUAAAAGUACAGUGAAAUGGGGAUUUUUUAUUCCUUCUGCAACAGGAAUAAAGACACUUAAAGAAUUUGUUGAAAGUGGAAAGGUGGUUCCUGUGGUUAAGAAAGUCUACCAAUUUCAAGAUUUACCAUUAGCUUAUGAUAGAGUAACUCAAGGUCAUUUACGAGGUAAAUUGGUUAUUGAUAUGAGAUAGUAUCAUCAAUACAAUAGUAAUUAUUAAAUAAGUAUACAUCUUAUUUUUAAAUAAAUAUUCAGCCUAUAUUA